Trichoplax adhaerens is the source of this 1302-nucleotide messenger RNA. RefSeq lists its product as uncharacterized. Gene Ontology annotation, cellular component: plasma membrane. The record is from RefSeq and is a predicted model, not a curated record. Gene Ontology annotation, biological process: cellular response to calcium ion. Gene Ontology annotation, molecular function: calcium-dependent phospholipid binding. Bases 1 to 1302 code for a protein of 433 amino acids. NCBI's taxonomy places the organism in Eukaryota, Metazoa, Placozoa, Uniplacotomia, Trichoplacea, Trichoplacidae. The transcript has 18 exons.
AUGGCUUAUUACUUUGAACAGUAUCAGCGACUGAAGUUUGAAGUAUUCGCUGUAGAUGCUUCUGGAGAAAUCUCGGAAGAGGAUCUCAUAACAUUGCAAAUAAAUGGAACAGACUUGGAUAAAAAAGACUUCCUUGGCAAAUCUGAUCCUUAUUUGGAAAUAAUGCGCAAGGAUGAGAAUGACGAGUAUGUGUGUGCCUAUCAAACGGAAGUCAUUAAAAAUACAUUAAAUCCAAAAUGGGACGCAUUUAUCAUUUCGGCUUAUGACUUAUGCGAGGGUGAUUAUUCCAGACCGAUAAAAAUCAGUUGCUAUGAUUGGAAUCGAGAUGGAAACCCGGACUACAUUGGAGAAUGUAUGGUUUCAGUGGAUGAACUUAAACGUGCAUCAGCAUCAACGACCACUUUACAAUUAAUAAAUGAAAAAAAAAAAAACAAGAAGAAAAAAUAUAAAAACUCCGGAGAAUUGCAUGUAGUUCAAUGUGAAAUUGAACCUCAACCAAUUUUUGUGGACUAUAUCAAGAACGGCACUCAAAUCAAUUGCACUGUCGGCGUUGACUUUACCGCCUCAAACGGAAAUCCUAGACAUCCAUCCUCGCUCCAUUACAAUGAUCCUGAUGAUCUCAAUGUGUAUCAGCGAGCUAUUGUGGCCGUUGGUGCAAUUUGUCAAGAUUAUGAUACCGACAAGAUGUUUCCUGCCCUUGGAUUCGGUGCCAAAUUAUCCAGUGGUGUAAUCUCUCACGAUUUUUUUUUGAAUGGAAGUAGCGAUGAUCCAAACUGCGAUGGAAUAGAAGGCGUUUUAGAAGCCUAUAAGCAAUCUCUUUCUAAUGUCCAACUUUAUGGUAAUGUUAAGAUCUUUAAAAGUGGACCUACCAACUUUGCUCCGAUUAUUUCCCAUGUAUCAAAGCAAGCCCAACAAGCUGAUGAAAAUCCUGGCAGUUCUUUAUGUUUUAGUUAUCAAAUCUUGCUAAUGGUAACUGAUGGUAUUAUUUCGGAUAUGGAUGAAACUAAACUUGCCGUGAUCAAAGCUUCUGGAUUACCAAUGUCGAUCAUCAUUGUUGGUGUUGGCGAUACAGACUUUGAUGAAAUGGAUGAAUUGGAUUCGGAUGAACAAUUGCUAUCAUUCGAAGGUAACACUGCAGAACGCGAUAUUGUUCAGUUUGUCGAAUUUCAAAAAUUUUUGGAGGAUGGACAAAUCACACACUCGAGUGCCAUAAAUUUAGCACGUGAAGUUUUAGCAGAGGUUCCGAGGCAAAUAUUGGAGUAUAUGAGAUUGAAAAAUGUUGCACCCAACAAAAGCAAUUAA